AGAGAGCUGUAGUAAACCAUAAAGACAUUCUGCAGAGAGCUGUAGUAAACCAUAAAGACAGUCUGCAGAGAGCUGUAGUAAACCAUAAAGACAGUCUGCAGAGAGCUGUAGUAAACCAUAAAGACAUUCUGCAGAGAGCUGUAGUAAACCAUAAAGACAGCCUGCAGAGAGCUGUAGUAAACCAUGAAGACAGUCUGCAGAGAGCUGUAGUAAACCAUAAAGACAGUCUGAUAAGGAGGUAUGAAUGUGUCAUAGAAGGCAUCGAAACAGCAGGGAACCAAACUCCCCUCAACAGGAUUUACACAGAGCUCUACAUCACAGAAGGAGAGAGUGAAGGGGUUAACAGUGAACAUGAGGUGUGGCAGCUAGAGACAGCAUCCAGGACACCAACCUCACAUGACACAGAAAUCCACUGCAAUGACAUCUUUAAACCCUUACCUGGCCAAGAGAGACGCAUCAGAACUGUGCUGACGAAGGGCAUUGCUGGCAUCGGAAAAACUGUCUCUGUGCAGAAGUUCAUCCUAGACUGGGCUGAAGGGAAGGCUAAUCAAGAUGUGGAGAUCAUAUUUGUGCUUCCUUUCCGGGAGCUGAACUUGAUCAAAGAUCGCCAGUACAGUCUUCUCAGACUUUUAAAUGACUUCCACACAGAACUAGACAAAGGCAAAAUAAAGAAACUCACUGCCUGUAAAGCUAUGUUCAUCCUUGAUGGUUUGGAUGAAAGCAGACUUCCAUUGGAUUUCCAGCAGAAUGAAAAGGUGUCUGAUGUCACCCAGACAUCAUCUGUUGAUGUUCUGCUGACAAACCUCAUCAAGGGGAAUCUGCUUCCCUCUGCUCUCCUCUGGAUAACUACCCGACCUGCAGCAUCCAAUAAGAUCCCUUCAGGGUGUGUUGACCAGGUGACAGAGGUACGAGGGUUCAAUGACCCACAGAAGGAGGAGUACUUCAGGAAGAGAUUCAGUGAUGAGGACUUGGCCAGCAGAAUCAUCUCACACAUAAAGACAUCAAGGAGCCUCCACAUCAUGUGCCACAUUCCAGUCUUCUGUUGGAUUUCUGCAAAAGUCUUUGAACACAUGUUGAGUACAGACAAGAGGAGAGAGAUGCCCAAGACUCUGACUGAGAUGUCCAUACACUUCCUGCUCAUUCAGACCAGCCUGAAGAACCAGAAGUAUCAUGGAAGAGAUGAGAUGGAUCAAGAGGAGAUCAUGGAGUCAGAUAAGGAAAUUCUUCUGAAGCUGGGGAAGCUGGCAUUUGAACAUCUGGAGAAGGGUAAUCUGAUGUUCUAUGAAGAAGACCUGAAAGAGGCUGGCCUUGAUGUCAAAGAAGCCUCAGUAUACUCAGGAUUGUGCACACAAAUCUUUAAAGAAGAGUCUGUGUUAUUUCAGAGAGUGGUGUACUGCUUUGUUCAUCUGAGCAUUCAGGAGUUUCUCUCAGCUGUCUACAUGUACCAUUGUUACACAACCAAGAACAUGGAUGAACUGAAGCCCUUCCUCAAGAUAAAGUCUAGAGGUGCGUCUGAAGAGCUAACCUUGGAUGAGCUGCUGAAGAGUGCUGUGGAUAAAGCCUUGGAGAGUAAGAAUGGACACCUGGACCUUUUUGUCCGCUUCCUUCAUGGCAUGUCACUGGCGUCCAAUCAGAAACUCCUACGAGGUCUGGUGACACAAACAGAAAUCAGUCCAGAGAGCGUCAAGAAAACAAUCCGAUCCCUGAAGGUGAUGCAGAGGAAGAACAUCUCCCCUGAGAGGUGCAUCAAUCUCUUCCACUGUCUGAUAGAGAUGAAAGACCAUUCAGUACAGAAGGAAAUCCAAGUGUACUUGAGGUCAGAGAACAGAUCCAAAAACCUCUCCCUUGCUCAGUGUUCAGCGCUGGCCUACAUGCUGCAGGUAUCAGAGGAGGUUCUGGAUGUGUUUGACCUGAAGGAAUACAAGACAUCAGAGGAGGGUCGUAGGAGACUGCUCCCAGCUGUGAGAGGCUGCAGGAAAGCUCUACUCACUGGCUAUAAACUCACAGACUCAUUCUGUGAAGUGUUGGCUUCAGUUCUCAGUUCAACCCCCUCACACCUGAGAGAGCUGGACCUGAGUAACAAUGACCUGAAGGAUUCAGGAGUGAAGCUGCUCUCUGCUGGACUGGGGAAUCCCCACUGUAAACUGGAGACUCUGAGGUCAGUAUUCCUGUAG
Messenger RNA from Oncorhynchus tshawytscha (Chinook salmon), 2174 nucleotides. RefSeq names its product NLR family CARD domain-containing protein 3-like. The record is from RefSeq and is a predicted model, not a curated record. Bases 693 to 2174 code for a protein of 493 amino acids. Gene Ontology annotation, molecular function: protein binding. NCBI's taxonomy places the organism in Eukaryota, Metazoa, Chordata, Actinopteri, Salmoniformes, Salmonidae. The transcript has 2 exons.